CACGCAUGAUGAGUCGAGCGGGAUGUAGUGUUAGCGGUCAGGCAGACCCAAGGAAGCCCGCGAAGAUCAUCCAACUGGCUCUACAUUCUUCUUCAGGAUUGAUAUCCUCCCGAGCUCCAUGUGCAUUAACUGAGUUGGAUCUGAGGUCUUGAGCGUCGGUGAUCGACGGCCCUUGAUUCUGCUUCCGACGCAUCUCGCCCACCGACUCCGAUCCGGUGCGACCUGGCUCUCCGCACAAGCUCCGCCAAGGUCGCUUGCCGCAUAUCGUGGUGCUGGAAGACUAACCCAAGGAGCCAAAUCGGAUUCGAAGAGCCAUACAUUCGCGUCUCUAUCGAUUUUCAGUCAGAGAGUUCCUUGGCGCACAGUUGUCGCAUCGUCACAAAUCUCCACCCCAAAUACUUGAAACUCGGACCUCUUGCUGGUUUCAGAUGGAUUGAGCGGCGCAUCGCACGACUUGAUAUGGGGACAAAAACAUGUAGGAACGGUGGGUAUUCAGGCUCGAGCGGCCUCGGUCGCUGUGAG
Molecule: messenger RNA, 522 nt
Organism: Mycena citricolor
Lineage: Eukaryota; Fungi; Basidiomycota; Agaricomycetes; Agaricales; Mycenaceae
Source: the annotation of a GenBank genome assembly